AUGAAUUUAUUACAUUUGUUUAUUCUUAUUCCUUCAUUGACAUAUGCAAUCGUUUAUGAUACAAGUGUCACAAGAUGUGAUUGUGGAUUCAGUGAUCCCAUGAAGGAUUCCGUUUGGCAGGAUUUGUGGUACAUGGAUUUUCAGGAUGAGCAGCAUAGUCAACAACUAUACACAACGCAAGACUUGUUUUUUGCCAAUUACAUCAUUCCACCUAAAUAUAAUGACAGUUAUCCACGUGUAUUUCAUAAAGAGAAUGUAGAGGUUGUGAAUAAUGCUAUUCAGAUAGCUGUGACAAUAAACAAAACAAAUAGUAGUGAUAUUUCCUGUGGAGGAUUUGGUACCGACAAACAUGACUUUUUGUAUGGAUCAUUUCGAAGCAUGAUGAAACUAACUCAUGUUAAGGGAACGGUCACUGGUAUGUUUGUUUAUCAUCCACAGGGUGAAAUCGAUAUCGAAAUGGUAUCCGCAUUACAGCCACCAGAAGCUUACUUUGCUGUUCAUCCUGGUAUUGCAACGGAUGGAAGAGCAUCCCCACUCACUCAUGGUGAAUGGGUCUUUAAUUUUAAUCCUUCUGCAAAUUACCAUGAAUACAGAUUCGAUUGGUAUCCAAAUCUUGUCGUCUUUUAUAUUGAUGGCGCCGAGAGAUAUAGGAUGACGACCAACAUAUUGUCUCAGCCGGGUCGAAUCAUGUUUAACCAUUGGACAGACGGUAAUGCUAAUUUUAGUCAAGGGCCUAUAAAAGAAGAUGCUUAUAUAUCCAUCAAAAAUAUGACCUUCUUUUUUAAUUCAACCGAGUCGUCGCUUCAUUGUAACAACACUCAACGUGCCUGUGAGAUUAAAGAUGUCAUCUAUUCAUUAAAGAAUAAUCAGACAUCACUUGAGAGUGCAACAUCUUCUGUAGCCAUAACAACAGCAGUAACAACGACCAUACCUACAACUAUGACUAGUGACUCAUCAAGAGUGACCGUUCGAUACCCUUGGUUAUUUUUGUUUCUUUUAUACUAUAUGUUUAAUAUCACAUAUACAUAA
Rhizopus microsporus ATCC 52813 is the source of this 1029-nucleotide messenger RNA. Its product is annotated as concanavalin A-like lectin/glucanase. The transcript is spliced from 4 exons. Lineage: Eukaryota; Fungi; Mucoromycota; Mucoromycetes; Mucorales; Rhizopodaceae. Gene Ontology annotation, molecular function: hydrolase activity, hydrolyzing O-glycosyl compounds. Gene Ontology annotation, biological process: carbohydrate metabolic process. The coding region runs from base 1 to 1029 and encodes 342 amino acids. The record is from RefSeq and is a predicted model, not a curated record.